GCGAGGCGCAGGUGGUGGCAGAGGUACGGCGACAUCCGGGAGCGGACGGACGUGCUGGGGAGGCGCGCCAACUUCGUCGCCGCGGAGGCUCGCUCGCGCGCGGCGGCGGUGCGGCGCCAGCUGCGCAACGGCGACUUUGAAGGGGCGACGGGGCGCAUGCUGCGCUCCAAGGCGCCCCCCGCGGUGGCGCGCCGGCUGCUGCCGCAGCGGAAGCGCCGCAUCGGCGGCGCGGAUGGGGGAGAGGUCGGAGUGGACACGAUUGCGCCUGGCGAGUCGGCCGUCUUUGCGUGGGACUUGCCCUACGGCUCGCACAGGCUCGAGGUGCGGGGCGGGGGCGGAGGCGAGGGCGGCGGCGAGGGCGGCGAGGGCGGCGGCGAGGGCGGCGGUGAGGGCGGCGACAAGGGCGGCGAGGGCGGCGAGGGCGGCGAGGGCGGCGAGGGCGGCGGCGCCGGCCCCUCCUCCCCCUCCGCCGCCUGCUCCACCUCCUCGGAGUGGUGGUGCUCGCUCACCUGCACGCGCGCCUUCAACGCGCGGCCGAUCGGCGGGGACUUCGACGUGGAGGUCUCGCUGAUGGACAUCGCAGGCCCGCUCAAGCUGCUCGAGAUCUCCGGGGGCGGACUCCGACCGAGCCGGGCGCCGCGCCGCCGCGCCGGAGGGGGGGGAGGCGGCGCCGUGGCGGCGGCGGGCGGCGGCGGCGGGUCGAGAGGCGGAGAGGGGGGCGCCGCGCCGCUGCUGGCGACGGUCGACUCGUGGGACGCGGGCUCGUCCGAUUGGCUCUCCUCCGACGAGAGCGACGGCGGGCAGGGCUCGGGCCGCUCCGGCGGGGUCCGCGGCGGCCGCGCUCGGUCGCAGGAGAGCGAGCGGCUCUCUGCGUCGGCGCCGCCCGCGCGCCCGCCGCCGCGCCGGCCGAAGCUGGCCGCGGCGGUGGCGCGCACGGACGAGGCUCUGCACGCGGCGGGCGCGGCGGUGCGGCGGGGGGUCGCCGGGGCGGCGGAGGCGUCGCGGCGCGCGGCGGCGGCGGCGCGCGGCGGCGGCGGCGCGGCGGCGCGGGCGGCGGGGCGGGCGGCGCGGCGCGCGCGUGUCGAGUGGCUCAAGUACUUGUCGAUGCUCGAGCGGCUCCGCUCGGCGCCCGAGCCGCUGCCGCUCAUCCUGCUCGAGGCUGCGCGCGGCGGCGGCGGCGGCGGCAGGGGCGGCGGCAUGGUCAAGGUGGACCUGCACGUCGAGCUCGGCAAGCUGCACGUCUCGCUCGUCAACGCGACGCCCGCAGAGCUGCUGCAGCUGUGCGUGUACGGCCUAUGCUGCGACUUUCGGCGCGACCUCGCAAACGCGCUGCAGCCUGUGCUCGAGCUCUCGCUCAGCGCGAGGCACCUGCAGCUCGACAACCAGCUGCUGCACGCCUCGCUGCCCGUCGUGCUCGCGCCGACCGCCGCCGCCUGCAGGCCCGCCGAGGGGGGGCGCGCGAGGGCGCGCGAGGCGGGCGAGCCGGUGGUGCAGCUCUUCCUGCGCCUCAACCGCAUGCGCGGCGUGGACUACUUCCAGAAGCUGGAGCUCAAGCUGGCGCCGCUCUCCCUGAUGGUGGAGGAGUCGCUCGUGCUCGAGCUGCACCGCUUCGUCGCGCCGCUGCUCGGCCUGCCCGCCCUCGCCGACCCGGCGGAGGGGGAGGCAACCUCGCGGGAGGGGUGGGAGUGGCGGCUGCCGCCCUCGUGUGGCUUGGACGCAGGCCAGCUCAUCGCCGUCGCCCUCACCCUCUUCGGCAACAUCGACGCGAUGCCGAUUCGGCUCAAGUCGCACCUCUCCGACUGGUCCGACUUCACCGAGCGGCUAGCGUCCCACUACGUGCUGGUCGCCUCGCCGCACGUGCUCGUGCUGCUCGCGUCGCUGAACAUCACGGGCGGCGUGCCAGGCCUCCUCGCGGCCCUCGUCGGCGCGCUCGCCGAGCCGCUCCGGCUGGGCGGCGCCCUCGCGCUGGGCGGGUCGGAGGACCUCGCCGCCUUGAACGCGUCGCUCGCCGAGCUGGCGCGCAAGGUGGUCCACUUGCCGUCGCUCCUCCUCUACCGCGUCGCCACCGCCGCGUCCGCCCUGCUCUCCUUCGCCACCCUCUCCCCCUCGUACAUCCGCACGCACGCGCUCGGCGUCUACGCGUCGGAGGUCCCGAUCGGGGUCGUCGACGGCGCGUCGGAGGGGGUCGCGAUGCUCCUCGACGGCAUCGUCGGCCUCGGCGGCGUCAUCUCGAAGCCGUACCGCGGCGCGCUCAAGCACGGGCCGCGCGGCUUCGCGAAGGGGCUGGUGCAGGGCGCGCUCUGCGUGCUGCGGCCGCCGAUCGGCGUCCUCGACCUGCUCACAACCCUAGAAGCAGAAUACGGGCUCACAAAGACGGUCGAGGGGCUGAUCCACUCGCCCUUCCUUGGCGCGCAGCACCCUAUCGAGUACCGCGACGGGAUGCGGCUCGAGCAGCGCGUGGCGCUCUCGCCGCGCCGCGUGCGCGUCGACCAGUGGUUCGAUGGCUGCCUCGAGCCGCUCGAGCUGCUCUUCGAGGUGCCGCUCGAGCGGAUGGCGCGCGUCGACCUGCAGGAGCCGUUCACGCACAUCAUCCUCUGGACGUGGACCGAGGUGCGCGUGCUGCGCCGCGCCGGCCUCAACGCGAUCCCGAACAUGGUGCUCGAGCGCCACAUCAAGGGGUCGCGCCCCUCGCAGCUGCGCGCCGCAAAGGAGCACCUGCUGCUACUCGCCAACCAGGAGGAGGUGCCCGCCGCCGUCGCCGAGCAGAUGGCGCCGCUGCGGGUCUGA
Messenger RNA from Emiliania huxleyi CCMP1516, 2787 nucleotides. RefSeq lists its product as hypothetical. The transcript has 20 exons. Gene Ontology annotation, cellular component: extrinsic component of membrane. The coding region runs from base 157 to 2787 and encodes 876 amino acids. NCBI's taxonomy places the organism in Eukaryota, Haptophyta, Isochrysidales, Noelaerhabdaceae. Gene Ontology annotation, biological process: protein retention in Golgi apparatus; protein targeting to vacuole. The record is from RefSeq and is a predicted model, not a curated record.